GCAUCUACUUCCGGUGUCAGGGGUCAAAGUUCACCUCCUCGCCGGCUAUUGGCUCACCGGGGAUGUUGUGAAACGUCAUUGGACGGACGGACACACGCCUUUUCACCACUCUGGAAAAAGCACAACAGACAGGCAAGGUUGAUCCAUGUGCGCCUGAGAGAGUCGACCUUGAAGCAUGCUGACCGCACAGAGGUCAUGCGCAGCAGCGAUGGCCGCCCGGCGCCUGGCGAGAGCCUCCGUCUCCUCGGCUCUGAUCCACACGUCCACGCCGCGCCGGGACCCGAGCGAGCUGCACCCGGAGUGGGCGAGUCUGGCUAAGAAGCAGCUGAAGGGGAAGAACCCGGAGAAUCUGAUCUGGCGCACGCCCGAGGGGCUCAACAUAAAGCCCGUGUACACACAAGCGGACUCGGAGGGCCGGCCGGAUGAAUUACCAGGAGUGUUUCCCUACACUAGGGGGCCCUAUCCCACCAUGUACGCCAACAGACCGUGGACCAUCAGGCAGUAUGCCGGCUUCAGCACGGUGGAGGAGAGCAACAAGUUCUACAAAGAUAACAUCAAAGCCGGUCAGCAGGGUCUCUCCGUGGCGUUCGACCUGCCGACGCACCGCGGCUACGACUCGGACAACCCCCGGGUCCACGGCGACGUCGGCAUGGCCGGGGUCGCCAUCGACACCGUGGAGGACAUGAAGAUGCUGUUCGACGACAUCCCGCUGGAGAAGAUGUCCGUUUCCAUGACGAUGAACGGAGCGGUCAUCCCCGUGCUGGCCAUGUUCAUCGUGACCGGCGAGGAGCAGGGCGUGCCCGCAGCCAAACUCACCGGCACCAUUCAAAACGACAUCCUGAAGGAGUUCAUGGUGCGCAACACCUACAUCUUCCCCCCGGAGCCCUCCAUGCACGCCAUCGCGGACAUCUUCGCCUACACCUGCAAGCACAUGCCCAAGUUCAACUCCAUAUCCAUCAGUGGCUACCACCUGCAGGAGGCCGGGGCCGACGCCAUCCUGGAGGUCGCCUACACCAUCGCCAACGGCCUGGAGUACUGCCGCACCGGGCUGAAGGCGGGCCUGACCAUCGACGAGUUCGCCCCGAGGUUGUCGUUCUUCUGGGGCAUCGGGAUGAACUUCUACAUGGAGAUCGCCAAGCUGCGCGCCGGCCGCCGGCUGUGGGCGACGCUCAUCCGGGACAACUUCCAGCCGCAGGACGCCAAGUCGCUGCUGUUGCGCACGCACUGCCAGACCUCCGGCUGGUCCCUCACCGAGCAGGACCCGUACAACAACGUGGUGCGCACCGUGAUCGAGGCCAUGGCCGCCGUGUUCGGGGGCACCCAGUCGCUGCACACCAACUCCUUCGACGAGGCCCUGGGUCUGCCCACGGUGAAGAGCGCCCGCAUCGCCCGCAACACCCAGAUCAUCAUCCAGGAGGAGUCGGGCAUCCCCAAGGUGGCCGACCCCUGGGGGGGCUCGCACAUGAUGGAGGCGCUCACGGACGACGUCUACGCCACGGCGCUGAAGUUCAUCAACGAGAUAGAGGAGGUGGGGGGCAUGGCCAGAGCCGUGGCGGAGGGCAUCCCCAAACUUCGCAUUGAGGAGUGUGCCGCUCGCAGGCAGGCGCGCAUCGACUCAGGGUCAGAGGUCAUUGUCGGGGUGAACAAGUACCGUCUCGAGAAGGAGGAGACGGUGGAGGUGCUGGCGAUCGAUAACACCGCUGUGCGCCAGAAACAGAUAGAAAAGCUGAAAAAGGUGAGAGAGAGUCGUGACCCGGAUGCCGUGAAGAAGUGCCUGGCGGCCAUCGAGGAGUGCGCCCGGACCGGGGAGGGCAACCUCCUGGCCCUGGCUGUGGAUGCAGCACGAGCGAGAUGUUCGGUCGGUGAAAUCACCGACGCCAUGAAGAUCGUGUUCGGCGAGCACAAGGCCAGCACCAGGAUGGUGAGCGGCGCGUACCGCAGCGAAUUCGGGGAGCACGAGGAGAUCCUCGGGACCCUCAACAGAGUUGCAGAGUUCAAGAAGCUCGAGGGCAGGAACCCUCGCCUCCUGGUGGCCAAGAUGGGGCAGGACGGCCACGACCGGGGCGCCAAGGUCAUCGCCACGGGGUUCGCUGACCUGGGCUUCGACGUGGACAUCGGGCCGCUGUUUCAGAUGCCGCUCGAGGUCGCGCAGCAGGCGGUGGACGCCGACGUGCACUGCGUCGGCGUCAGCACGCUCGCCGCGGGCCACAAGACGCUCGUGCCCGAGCUGCUCGAGGAACUGCGGAAGCUCAACCGGCCGGACAUCCUGGUCAUCUGCGGAGGCGUCAUCCCGCCGCAGGACUACGAGUUCUUGUUCCAGAGCGGCGUGUGCGCCAUCUUCGGCCCCGGGACCAGGAUCCCGCAGGCCGCCGUGGAGGUGAUCGACCGCAUCGAGAAGAGCCUGGAAACCCUCCGGCGGGCCAUGUGACCUCCUCCAGGACGGCUCCGUCCAACCGGCGGAGAAACCUCCGACCUCGGGCUUUUUGUACAGGUGUCGAAAAAAACACAGAAAAAUAGCUAAGAAAACUACCCGUAACUCUGCAUUUCAAGACAUUUGAUAUGCGAGUUACUCAUGAUGACCUCACAGUUUGCCCAUUUUGGGUCCUUUCACUUCUCAAAGAAAGAACGGGGACGUCUCACACGAGGAGUUGAAGCCGUCACUUAAACAUGUGAGGAACCCUCUGCAGUGAUUUCCCUCUUGUUGCAGCCUGUGAGGUUUAUUUAUAAGUUCAUUCAAUACUUCAAAUAUCCUACAAAUGCAACGUCGCGGUCUCAUAAGAUUGUAAAAAACACAAGAAAAUGUCAUUUUUCACCGUUAAUACACAAGUUCUAAAGAUUAAAACCCAGUUGGUGUUCUGACGUUGCAUUUCAAGACAUUUGAUUUGAGUUGCUCAUGAUGACCUCACAGUUUGCCCAUUUUGGGUCCUUUCACUUUCACAAAGAAAGAACGGGGACGUCUCAAACUGCGCGUUUUUAGUUUUGCUCAUAUCACUUAAAAAUGUAAGAACUCCUCUGCAGUGAAUUCCCUUUUUCUUGCAUUCUGAGGUAUAUUUACCGGUUUAUUUAAUACUUUAAUCCUACAAAUGCAAGAAUAUGAGUGUAAUACUUCAAAUAUGUCUGACACUGCAGACUGAGGGUGUUAUCAGCGCCGGGGUGUUGGAGUAGCCCCCCCCCCCCCCCCCCCCCGGGUGCGUAUGGACAUGACUCCUUUGGUUCCCUGGCAUCAUGUUUAAUUCAUGAAGCUUCAGCUCGGAGGUCAAUCAGUGAUCUCAAUCUUUUUGAUGACGGUAUAUUUUUGUACGCGUGAUUCUUGAAGCGCAACGAUGCGACCGUGUGUAACGAUAAUGUGCGUUAUCACCUCAGUUAUUACAAUAAAGUUAGUAGUUUGAACUGAAUGGCAAUAAACAUCAAACGUUGUCAAAUA
This is a messenger RNA of Pseudoliparis swirei, 3424 nucleotides long. It is a transcript of the gene mmut, whose product is annotated as methylmalonyl CoA mutase. The record is from RefSeq and is a predicted model, not a curated record. Gene Ontology annotation, molecular function: metal ion binding; methylmalonyl-CoA mutase activity; cobalamin binding. Bases 176 to 2428 code for a protein of 750 amino acids. The transcript is spliced from 13 exons. NCBI's taxonomy places the organism in Eukaryota, Metazoa, Chordata, Actinopteri, Perciformes, Liparidae. Gene Ontology annotation, cellular component: mitochondrion.